Molecule: messenger RNA, 555 nt
Organism: Chlorella variabilis
Lineage: Eukaryota; Viridiplantae; Chlorophyta; Trebouxiophyceae; Chlorellales; Chlorellaceae
Exons: 5
Coding region: 1-555 (184 amino acids)
Biological process (GO): formation of translation preinitiation complex; translation reinitiation
Molecular function (GO): translation initiation factor activity; mRNA binding
Source: RefSeq, a predicted model, not a curated record
AUGGCGGCAGACGGCCCCUCCGUGCAGCCAUUGCAUGUUGAGUAUGACCCCGUCACGGGCGUGCCCUCCGAGUUCAACGACUUCCUGCCCAAGGACUGUGACGAGUACAAGCGGUGGAAGGCUUCCCAGGAGGCCGGCGUGUCGGGGGCAAUGGCAGGGCUGACAGUGGCGAGCGGCGAGGGCGGUGCGGCGGUGGGAGCAGCAGCAGCAGCGCCGGCACAAGAGAAGAAGCAGAGCAGUAAGAAGAAGAAAUCCAAGCCAGAGGUCGUGCUAGAGCGCAACACGCGCAACAAGAAGAAGUGCAUCACCACCAUCAGCGGGCUGGACAUGUUUGGCGUCAAGCUCGGCGAGGCCAGCAAGCUGUUUGGCAAGAAGUUUGCCAGUGGCGCGUCGGUGGUGAAGAAUGCAGAGGGCAAGGAGCACAUAGAUGUGCAGGGCGACUGUUUGGACCAGGCUGCAGAGCUGAUCAUCAAACAGUACAAGGAGGUGACAAAGCAGGACAUUUAUUACAUCGAGAGCAAAAAAAAGGAGCGCUACUACGAUGAUGAAGCGUAG